Helianthus annuus (common sunflower) is the source of this 1439-nucleotide messenger RNA. RefSeq names its product F-box/kelch-repeat protein At3g23880. Lineage: Eukaryota; Viridiplantae; Streptophyta; Magnoliopsida; Asterales; Asteraceae. The coding region runs from base 126 to 1292 and encodes 388 amino acids. The record is from RefSeq and is a predicted model, not a curated record. The transcript is spliced from 2 exons. Gene Ontology annotation, molecular function: protein binding.
CUCUCAGGCUCGAAAUAUAUUAUUGGGCCUAGCCCUGAAAGGCUUUGUUAUAUAAUAUGUUCUGCAUGGAAGACCAAUGCCUUCAUUAAUCAUUCCUUCAUAUCGACAAACACCAAACCCUAGUUAUGUUUUCUCGACAACAUUCAUCCAUGGAAGACGACGUAAUACCUGAAAAUCUCAUCCUCGAAGUUUUAUCAAGACUUCAUGUGAAAACAAUCAUCCGCUGCAAGUGCGUGUGCAAAAAGUGGCGUGAUCUUGUUUCCGAUUCUUACUUUGUUCAUCUUCAUCUCUCCAGAUCGCGUGAGGCCGCCCUGAUGAUCCUUACCACUACUAGGCCAGGAAUAUUAAAGUGGGUAGAGCUCGGACACGAAGUUGAAAACCCGUGCGUGCGUGUGAAGUGGCUUGAUCUUAUGGGUUGUGCUCCUGUAGCUGAUUACUACCAAACUCUAGUGGGCUCAGUAAAUGGUUUGAUAUGCUCCUUUCAAUUCUCCAACGAAGACGACCAGCAGGUAGUCAUAUUCAAUCCUGUGUUGGAAGAACACAUGAUCCUCCCUCAACCGCGACAAGAUUUGAGCCAAUUAGGUUAUGGUUUCGGAGUUUCAAGGGGAGGGGAAUACAAAGUGAUCCGGAUUUGCGCUAGAAUAUCCUCGACUCCAAAUCUGUAUGACGAGGAUAAGAUCGAGGCGGUUGAGAUCGAGGUUUACACCCUUGGCACUGGUCAAUGGAGAAUUUUGGGACAAACCCCUUUAAACCUUAAUUUAAAGCCUGGGCCAAAUAGUGGUGUAUUUGUGAAUAGUCACGUGUAUUGGCUUGGGGAUGACCAAAUUUACGAUUUUGAUUUGAAUACAGAGACAUUUGAGUUAUUUCCAUCUCCUCCGGGGGAUAACCGAGAAUCGGAGAAAAUGUUGGGAGUUCUGAAAGGUAGGUUAAGUCGAGUUUCUUGGUGUUCGUUAGGAUUGGAGGUUUGGGUGAUGAAGGAGGAAUCUUGGUCUAAAGAGAUAACUAUCCAAGAAGAUAUAUGUCAUUUGUCUGGUUAUGGAUUUCGUCCCGUGUGUCUCUUUGAUGGUUUAAAAGGUGCUAGUAUUUUGAUGGCCAGCCUUGAAGGUCCAUACGAACUGAUAGUGCAUUGUCUUACAACGAAUACAAAUCUACACUUAAAGAUAAGAUAUUACGGCGAUCCGAUAAGGACUUAUAGUCCUAGCUUUGUUAAACUCAGCAGCUUUGGAUUGGAGAGAGUUGAUGCCAUGUACGGUAGGGAGUCAAGGAAAGAAUAUGCUCUUGGCAGGUGGUAAACUGGUAAUUAAGUCCAAACACAUAUAUAAAAUUUGGGUAAAAUGACAUUAGUUAUGUCUGAUUGUUUAUUCUCUUUUCCUUCUUUUGGCUGGAUGUUGCAUUUCUACCAAUCAUUUAUUUCAUACAUUUUAAAUACUCCUUUCAAA